CGAAUUUGAGUUUGUUGAGUGAUAUUCUGAUGACAUAUUGCAUGUACAAUUUCGAUUUGGGUUCGUUUUAUCGAUACUCUCACUUUUUUCAGCAUGCAAAUUUCGAAUUCGAUCAGUUGGCAAUCAAGAAACAGUUGAUGGAUCUUCGUNAGUUGAUGGAUCUUCGUGAUCUGGUGAUGGUUGUGAAUCCGAAAUUGGCAAACUAUCUUGAGAGUCACGAAUCGGAUGAUAUGUACUUCUGUUUCCGUUGGGUGUUGAUGUGCUUCAAGAGGGAGUUUUGUUUCGAUGACAUAAUGAGGUUGUGGGAGGUUCUUUGGACCGAUUUGCCGUGUAGGAACUUCCACCUGUUGAUCUGUGUGGCGAUACUCGAUAAACAAAUGAAUUUCAUAAUCGAGAAUAAAUUCGGUCUUGUUGAAAUACUU
This is a messenger RNA of Anisakis simplex (herring worm), 422 nucleotides long. NCBI's taxonomy places the organism in Eukaryota, Metazoa, Nematoda, Chromadorea, Rhabditida, Anisakidae. The record is from the annotation of a GenBank genome assembly.